AUGGCGUCAACAGGUCUCCAGCUGCUGGGCUUAGUGCUGGCUCUGCUGGGCUGGGCGUGUGGAGCACUGGUGUGUGCUUCUCCGCUGUGGCGUGUAUCUGCCUUCGUAGGUGGAGAGCUGGUGAUUGCACAGGUGCUGUGGGAGGGACUGUGGAUGAACUGCCUCUCUCAGACCACAGGCCACAUCCAGUGCAAGACCUAUGACUCCACCUUGGCCCUGCCAACGUCUGCCCAAGCGGCUCGAGGCCUCACAAUUAUCUCUCUGCUUCUCUGUAUUCUGGCUGUCAUACUCGGGGUGUUGGGGGCCAAGUGCACUCACUGCAUGGCGAAUGGAGGCCAGACCUCCAAGGCUCGGCUCGCCAGGAUAGCAGGGAUCCUCUUCAUUGUAGCUGGUCUCGCCUACCUGUUGCCCAUCUGUUGGACCGCCUACGCCAUAAUCAGAGAUUUCUACGAUCCAAACGUUGCAGCGCCUCUAAAGAGAGAACUGGGGCCGGCGUUAUACUUAGGCUGGGGGUCCAGCCUGCUGCUCCUUGUGGGGGGAGCUCUGCUGCAUGUCGGCUCUUCUGCUCCAGGAGCAAGAGCGCUGCCUGUUUUUGGUGCAGCAGCAAAGGCCACCUCAGAUACGGGGUCAGCAGGAGAGGUGAAGCAACAGGAAAAAUCUUUUGUGUGA
Molecule: messenger RNA, 669 nt
Organism: Nematolebias whitei (Rio pearlfish)
Lineage: Eukaryota; Metazoa; Chordata; Actinopteri; Cyprinodontiformes; Rivulidae
Product: claudin-9-like
Exons: 1
Coding region: 1-669 (222 amino acids)
Biological process (GO): cell adhesion; bicellular tight junction assembly
Cellular component (GO): bicellular tight junction; plasma membrane
Molecular function (GO): structural molecule activity
Source: RefSeq, a predicted model, not a curated record